AUGGCGGCGGGUCCGGGCGCCUGCCUCACGCCUCGAACGGGCCGCGCCGGGCGGCAGCGAUGGCGGCAGGGCGCGGGCGCAAGGGCUGUCGGGGCGUGCCGUUGUUUUGGUCGGCGCGGCCCCGCCUCAGCCCGCGCCGCGCCGCGCCGCCCACCGCGCCCGCAGGCGUUUCCCGGGCGCGCGGCCGAGCGGUGCGUCGGCGCGCCACGUCGCGGUCUGCGCACAGACGUCCUGCCCCACCCUACCCGGGCGAGAUCGAUGAUUGGGCGGUCGGGCCGUGCCGGUGCCAGCUCUGGCCUCGUGGCCGUGGCUGGCGAGCCGAGGCUCCUGAUCGCCUUCGUUGCUGAGGUCGCUGCUGCUGCCGCUCAGCGGUGGCUUAUUCCCCUCAGAGGGCUGUCACCGCACUCCCUGAGCGGGAGCUAUCUGCCUGCCAUCAGGCGGAGGGGCUCGGCUGUAGCUGCUGCCAUCCUCUUCAAUUUAACAGGUCCCUGUGACAAAGGUGAGAAGAUGCUAAAGACGUGGCAUUUUUUUGUGCUGUAUUGGGUGUCCUUGAGGCUUGAGGCUAAUCCUGGUAUUAAAGUGAGGAUUACUCAGAAGGGAUUGGACUAUGGCAGGAGAAUUGGGAUGGAGCUCCUGAAGCAGGCAGUAUUGAAAGAGACCUUCCCAAGCUGGAGCGGGCAGGAGAGUUUCUUGGUUGUUAAGGUCAACUAUGAAAUUUCAAGGCUCAGAGUUAACACUGUAGAUUUCCCAGAAACUUCUGCUACCUUUAUUCCUGGCACUGGCAUUAGUCUGUCAGUGGCACAUGCUUCUGCUACGGCCAGUGCAGACUGGAGAGCAAAUACUUGGCUGCUCAAAGACCAAGGAGGAAUUACUGUGUCCAUUUCAGAACUGUUUAUUGCAGUUAUCUUCAAAGUGGCAAGGGAUAGCACAGGCCACUUGUCCAUGUUGCUGCACGACUGCCAGCUGAACAUUAAUAGUGUAAAAGUCAAAUUAAAUGGAGGAACUCACUGGAUCUACAGCUUUCUGUCUGGUUAUCUUGAGAAGCUCAUUCAUACUGAAUUGGAUAAAAAUAUAUGCCUAAAUAUCAAGCACAUAAUCCAAAUGAUAGAUGCACACCUAAGAAAGCAUAAGGUCUUAAGCCAGAUUGAUGCCUUUGCACAAAUAGAUUAUUCCCUAGUUAAUUCUCCAGCAGUCUUCAAAUCGCACAUUGACUUGGAUUUGAAGGGCACAGUCUACUCAGUAGGAAAUCACAUAGACCCUCCCUUUGUGCCAGCUUCAUUUGCCCUCCCAAACCAGGAUGAUUCAAUGCUAUACCUGGGAGUCUCCAGUUAUUUUCUAAACUCUGCUUCACUGGCUUACUACAGAGCAGGGGCCUUUAACAUCACUGUCUCCAAAAAACUUUCGACUACUUUUAACCUAAAUACCACAUUACUCAAGGAUUUUGUUCCUGAGAUUCCUCCAAGUUAUGCAGCAGCAUGCCCAGUGCUGCUGAAGCUGACGGCUACAUCACCACCUGCGGUCAGUUUAAAUGCAGACAGAUGCAUCCUGCAGAUCACUGGCUCCAUAGAAGUGCUUGCUGUUCUGCCAAAUUCAACCACCUGGUGCAUCUUUACAGGGAAUCUAACAGCCAGUACCAGAGCCAUUUUGACAAUAACCAAACAGAAGUUGAUUAUCUCAUUACUUCUGAAGAGGCUUCAGUUCUCCCUGCUGCACUCCACUCUUGACUUCUCUGAGGAGAUAUCACUGGUGGAAAAUUUUCUGUCAUAUGCUUUACAAAGUGCAGUGAUGCCAGUAAUCAAUGAUGAACUAGGAAAAGGAUUUCCUCUUCUUAACUUGACCCAUACUUGCCUUACUGGACCUGCAAUAAAAAUGAAUCAGGGUCAUCUGGUGAUUUCCACUGAUGUUCACUACAAACAUGAGGAAAGGGGAGAUGAGGACCUUUACUUUUAA
Molecule: messenger RNA, 1950 nt
Organism: Colius striatus (speckled mousebird)
Lineage: Eukaryota; Metazoa; Chordata; Aves; Coliiformes; Coliidae
Product: BPI fold-containing family C protein-like
Exons: 16
Coding region: 1-1950 (649 amino acids)
Molecular function (GO): lipid binding
Source: RefSeq, a predicted model, not a curated record